AUGGAUCACACGGAGGCGCUGCCCGACGACGUGCUCACGGCGAUCCUCGGCCGUCUCGGACCACGUGACCUCGCCGCGUCCUGCUGCGUGCGCAGGGCGUGGCGCGCAGUCGUGGACGCCCGGCGGCUGCUGCUUCCGCACCUCCUUCCGCACUCGGUGGAGGGCAUCUUCGCCAACUACAACGACCACCACCGCCCGCAAUUCCUCGCCCGCCCCUCCACUUCCUGCGUCGACCACGGCAACCUCCACUUCCUGCCCAACUACACAGAAGGCCACAGAAAGAUCGCGGACCACUGCAAUGGUCUCCUGCUCUACGGCGACACGAGGGAGUUUUUUGUGGCCAACCCCGCCACGCGGCGGUGGCAACGCCUGCCUGGAGCGCAUGAUGAUGGGGAAUGCCGUGAAGCCUAUCUUGCGUUUGACCCUGCCGCGUCGCCGCACUAUGAGGUGUUCUUGAUCCUUCCUAAGGAUCUAGGGCUGUUCGAUGUGACGGACUGCAAGUUGGCGGAGGUUCAGCCAGAACAGCUCGCCGAAGAAAACUUCACGAUAAGUUCACGCUACUUGUUGGAACCUCCAUGGAGCACGGAGGUUCCACAACACUCGACAGAAUGGCCGCCGCCCGUGUUGACGCUCGACGUUUUCUCGUCAAGCAUGGGACAAUGGCAGGAGAGGUCGUUUGUCAGGGAAGGCAGUGCUACGAGGAGAGUGGUCAACGUGCGGGGUUCACUGAUGUUCACGACCAAUGGGGUGACAAGAUGGCGCUACAGCGCCUACUGGCGUGGAGCAUUACACGUGCUGCUUUGUUAUGGUACGUUUGUCACAAGGUUAUCAUCGUCUAAUGGCAAAUAUCAAGUAAUAGAGACACCAAUAGAUGCCAACGAAUGCAAAGUUGGGGAGCAUUACCUUGGAAGCUCCGAGACGGGUUUGUACUUUGCAAAUCUUCAAGGUCGAAUUCGUAUUUGGCACCUGAGUGAAUCAAAUGGUGAGGUAGAAUGGGUGUUGAAGAAUAGCAUUGGCCUUGUUGAGCCAUCGGCAAAUAUAUAUUCCCUCAACCCUAAGGGAAUCUGCAGACCCUGGAUCUUUGAUGAUGAUCAUGAUCUUGACAAAUAUGGCAAUAACAAAAGGCUAGAGAAAGUGAUUCUUGAUUGGAACUGGGAUGAUGAUAAUAUUCUCGAUGAGUGUGGACGCCGUCCUGGACACUGUCCAUUACUUGGAUGUCAGCUACUUGGGUUUCACCCCUACAAAGAGAUUGCCUUCUUCUUGAUGGAGCGGUUUGAAGCGGUGGCUUAUCAUUUUGAUAGCUCAAAAGUUCAGUAUAUAGGCUAUAUGCGUCCAACAGUUUAUAGUAUGACAUUGUUGGUUGAUGAGUCCUUUAUAUACACUCCUUGUAUGAUCGGAGAUCUUCCAGAGAAGGCUAAAAGACUUAAACGCGGACGCAGACGCAGCUGA
Molecule: messenger RNA, 1449 nt
Organism: Triticum turgidum subsp. durum (durum wheat)
Lineage: Eukaryota; Viridiplantae; Streptophyta; Magnoliopsida; Poales; Poaceae
Source: the annotation of a GenBank genome assembly